UUGCAUCAAGUUCAAUAACAAAAUUAAUUUAGAUAAUGUUGCAGCGGCCCGGCUGCAGAGGCCAGAGCAUUGAAAAAGCAACUGAAAUAUCCCUACCCCUCCAAGGACGUCCAAAAGAAAUUCAGAAAGAAUCUUAACAAAACUACUUGAUGGCACCAGAUUCUGGACUAGGAAUUUCGUUCUACGUGGCCGUCUUAGCGGUGGUAGCGGCGCAGUUUCUCAGCCCGACAGGGGGAGCGGUACCGGCGCACGAUGUAGCAGGCCAUCCGGUGACACCUGGGCCCGGUGGAAAUGUCACCGCUGGGAAUGGCACGGCACCAGUGGAGGACCAUAGCCAUCCACCACCGUAUGAAAUCGUCUUUCUCUUCGGUUCAUGCGUAUUUGGAGCUCUCGUGCGGACGCUCUUCCAGAAGAUACCCAUACCUUACACCGUGGUCUUGCUCAUCCUCGGGGUAGGGCUGGGCCUGCUGUCCGAAAAGGUCCCGGAGGUAGGCGACUACACUACCUCGGUAGCCCACAUGGACCCGCACUUGCUACUGCACGUAUUCCUGCCCGUGCUCAUCUUCGAGUCGGCCUUCGCUAUGGACGUGCACACGUUCAUUAAGAGCAUUGUACAGGUAUGCAUACUGGCCAUUCUAGGACUCAUCUUCGCUUCGGCACUGACGGCAGUUUUGGCAAUGUACGUCUUCUCCUACAACUGGUCGUUCAGCGUGAGCAUGAUGUUUGGUGCCAUCAUGAGUGCAACGGAUCCCGUUGCCGUGGUGGCGCUGCUCAAAGAUCUCGGAGCAUCAAAACAACUGGGAACCAUAAUCGAAGGCGAAUCGCUCCUCAAUGAUGGUUGUUCUCUCGUCAUCUUCAAAGUCUGCAGAGAUAUCUCGGUGCCAAAUCAUGGUGCAACCGCAUCCAGUGUGGCAUUGUACUUUCUUCGAGUCGCCCUGGGAGGUCCCGCCUUCGGCUUUGCCAUGGCCAAGGUGACCACUGCCUGGUUAUCCUACAUCUUCAACGACGCCAUGGUGGAGAUCACCAUCACGCUGGCCUCCACCUACUUGACUUUUUACUUCGGUGAGUCGGUGUUGGGCGUGUCCGGGGUGCUGGCUGUCGUGGUUCUUGGGCUCAUUGUUAACGCCGAGAGGACUGCCAUCAGUCCAGAGGUGGAGGUUUUCUUGCACAGAUUCUGGGAGAUGUUGGCUUACCUUGCCAACACGCUCAUCUUCAUGCUCGUUGGCCUGGUCAUCAUCAAACACGCCCUGGCGAAUGUGGAGCCCAUUGACUGGUUUUACGUGUUUGCCCUAUACGUUGGUGUCAACAUAAUACGGGGCUUUGUCAUCGCAGUGUUUAGCCCCAUCCUCUCCCGCGUCGGGUACGGGCUCAGUUGGCGCAACGGGGUCAUCAUGACGUGGGGAGGCCUCCGCGGUGCCGUGGGUCUGGCGAUGGCCCUCCUGGUCACCCAGUCCGAGGAGCUGGACUCCCAGGUCAUUGGCAGCAAAGUGCUGUUUCACACGUCGGGAAUUGUGGUACUCACGCUGGUCAUCAACGCUACCACGAUCCAGUUCCUGCUGAAGCUUCUGGGUAUGAGCGACAUAUCCAUACCGAAAAGGCUUGCUAUGGCUAACGCUGUGAAACGCAUCCAGGAGGGGCAAGCGCGCACCUUUGCAAUGCUGAAGGCAGACCGCUUCCUGGCUGACGCCGACUGGAACAUUGCCGUGAAGGCAGCCGAGAUCCAAGACCCGUACAAGACGCUAAAUGAGGAGGAAGGGAUGAGCAAAGAGGCCAUGAGUCUUGCCCAGCGGUUCAGCGUCUGCCCUAGCUGCCACACCGACGUACCCAAUGAGCCAUCGCCUUUAGAGUACGCUGAGAUGAUGGACGAGGCCAGACUGAGAAUGCUCAAAGCGGAACAAGUAAGCUACUGGAAGCAGUUUGAGCACGGCAUGCUCUCCCGGGAAGCGGUCCGCGUCCUGGUCGGUUACACAGAGACGGCAGCUGACGAGGAGGGAGGUUUCAUCAGCGUGUCCGACCUGAAGAAGAACUGGGAGAUCAAGGGAAUCUAUCCGUACCUGAAACGCAAAUUGGAGGAGAUUGUCCGGGGUAAGAAGACCGAGGAGAUCCCCGAAGCACGCUUCGCCCUCUCCCGCCUCAUGUUCAAAGUCAGCAGCCACGUGGCCUUUGAGGUCAGUAUCAUGGCAAUCAUCAUACUCAACAUGAUCCCCAUCAUCAUGGCCUUCGUGGUGCAGGAAGAACACCCGUUGUACCCUCAGUACAAACCGGGCCUGAAGAUCAGCAAUUACGUGUUCACCUCCAUCUACACGCUGGAAGCCAUAGUCAAGGUGAUUGGCUGGCGUAAGUACUACAUCUUCAGCAACUGGAACAAGUUUGACUUCUUUAUUCUGGUCAUGUCUUUCAUCGACAUCAUUCUCGACGAGACCAUUGGCGACAAUAAGGGGUUUAACCCCUCCCUGCUGAAGGUGGUGAAGCUGAUCCGCCUCCUCCGGGGCCUAAGGAUGCUCCGCCUUUUUAAGGUUCUUCUACCGAAGCUGGUCAACUUCCUCAAUGGCCGCAUCAACCUGCAGCUCUCCCUAGGUUAUGACGUGGGCAAGGGCUUCGUGCUUGGCGAGGAAGAAGUCAGCAAGCUUAUUGACCGACUCGUCGACAACGACAACAUUCUCAGCUACCUCAAGAACAUCUCGGAGACCAAUCGGCUAGAGUGCAUCAAAGAGCUAGGAAUGUUGCAGCGUGUACACCCUGGUAUUGCCGUGUCGGUCAAGACCAGGCAAUCUAUCCGGACGGUGUUAAACCACUCUCGCGACACCAUCCGAGAACUGCAAGGGGCCGGCUUGAUUGACGAAGGCGAGGCUCACAAGUUAGAAAAGGUUGUAGAAAUCAAGAUGAAACAACUGAUGAAUGCACCGGCCAGCAUUCCACCACCCCCUCCGGAAAACCUACUGAAAAAUGUACCGUGGAUCGAAGGAGACAAGAAACUCAUUGAUUUCAUCAAGGCACGUGCGGAGCUACUCCACUUUGACUAUGGGGAUGUGAUUGUGAAGGAGGGUGACAAACCCAAUGGAAUUUAUCUCAUCGUGUCCGGACUUGUCAAGCUUUUUGGUCAGAGUGAGUAUCUUGACCAUGAGCUCGCCAGUCACCACUCAGUGAUGGCGGCGAGCGGCCACGGCCGUUUCGAGGACUAUCUCUCUGUCGGCAACGUCAUCGGUGAGAUGGGUGUGCUGACUGGGAGGCCGAGGAACGCAACAGUUCAGUGUGAAACAACCGUACAGGUUUAUUUCAUCAACUUGGAGGACAUGGAAGUGGCUCUGGAGACCUUCACCUUACACCCGUCGCUUCUAUAUCGGUUGUGGCGCAUCAUUGCCAUUCGUAUUGCGACACCUUUGAUGCUCGAGCAGAUAGCGUACCAGGGCUGGACUCUAGAAAAGAUCAAAUUACACUUGGAAAGAGGCUACUUACCUGACUUGGAGGAGGAAGGGUAUUCCUUUGAAAUCGACGAUAACGUGGAUGAUGUAAUCUUGAUUCAGGCCAAAGCAACUGAUGCUCACACCCGUGACGAGCUCUGCGCCCCGCAUGUCAUCCCGCGCUCCGUCCACCGCCUCACGUUCAAGAAAGACAACCAACACGAACCCAAGAUCCUUGUUGUGCCGAACCAGACGAUGACGCUGCCGGUUCUCGACGGUGCAGUCAGCGCCCACGGCUCCGUGAUAUCGGUGGCCGGCAUCCGCAGCAAUCUGUGUCUCCGCCAUGCCUCCCGACUCCGCCUGCACAACACCCAGUCCGGGAUCAGUAGCAGCGGUGGGAUCAACAAAGAUUCCUCCAGUGCCAAGAAACUCGAUGGUCCCCUGCCACCCCCUAAGGGAGGAUUCCCCCUAAGAAACCUUGAGCCGCUUGAUCCUAUCGGGUAUCCCUCCCCCGUCAAAGGUCAGAACGGUAUGACUUACGUGGAUGACGCCGUCUAGGUACAAACAAUUGCUCUCCUGGUAAAUGUACUGAGACCAAGAACUAGCCAACGAUUUGAUAGAAUGAACCCAAGUCAGAGUGCUCCUCUGGGAGACUACCAGAAAACACGAAGUUUAACUACACCAACAGAGGAUAUUCGAAGCUUGGACAAAUUGUAACCCUGUGUAUUGGUUGGAACUCUGAAAAGGACGUGUAAGAUCUGUCUCCCGAUGACACAUAUACAUUGUAUACAGGUACACAAACGGUUGAUAUAUCUCUGAGCUGACUAUGACAGUUUCGCAACAUUUCGCUUUUCUUUUCUCUUUUUUGACAUAAUUACAAUCACCUUCAAGCUGAGAAUAUGUCUGUUCAAUUUUGCUGGGCUAGAACAAGCAAGGGUAAAGCCUAUCCUCAAAGAGUUCAAAUAAUUGACGUCCAUAGCUGGAAAUAGAUAUCUAAAGCAAUAAGGGCCUGGGCAAAAUCUCUUAUAUUGAUAAAUCAAAUUCUGAAGGCUUCCAACAGAACACUUUGUAACAAGCAUUACAAAAAAAUAAAUAAACAACCCAAUUGUAAAACGUCAACCUAAUUGUAAACGUGUAAUGCUUACGUUGUAGCAACACGCCUUGCCAAGUCUUGUAAUAAAGAGGCGAAAGCAACGGUGAAAAAUCUCAAAA
Messenger RNA from Acanthaster planci (crown-of-thorns starfish), 4613 nucleotides. It is a transcript of the gene slc9c1, whose product is annotated as solute carrier family 9 member C1. Lineage: Eukaryota; Metazoa; Echinodermata; Asteroidea; Valvatida; Acanthasteridae. Gene Ontology annotation, molecular function: potassium:proton antiporter activity; monoatomic ion channel activity; sodium:proton antiporter activity. The record is from RefSeq and is a predicted model, not a curated record. Gene Ontology annotation, biological process: sodium ion import across plasma membrane; regulation of intracellular pH; potassium ion transmembrane transport. Gene Ontology annotation, cellular component: plasma membrane.